AUGAAGGCCCUAGCACUCGCACUUCUCUUCCUCCUCGUUGCAGCCAAUGAAGCCAAAGUAUUUAGCAAAUGUGAACUGGCUUCAGCUCUGAAAAGAAAUGGCAUGGAUGGAUAUUAUGGCUACAAAUUGGGUGACUGGAUCUGUAUGGCUUAUCAUGAGAGCAGAUACAACAGCCGAGCUGUGGGGCGACCAAACACGGAUGGCAGUCGUGACUAUGGGAUUUUCCAGAUAAACAGCCGUUGGUGGUGCAACAAUAACCAGGGGCGUACAUCUAACGGCUGUAAUAAGCCUUGCAGUGCUUUCACAAAUGAUGACAUCACAGAUGAUAUUGUUUGUGCUAAGAGGAUUGUCCGUGAUCCCCAAAGGAUGAAUGCCUGGGUUGCCUGGAGGAACCACUGCAAAGGAAGAGAUCUGUCAGAAUGGACUCGUGGCUGCCGGCUCUGAGAUGGAUGAUUCUGCAUUUCUCUUCCGCAUUUCUCUUCCUCCUCCUGUGAUGAAAAUGAUACAACUUCUUAUACCGAAUAAUCAAUCUCUUACAUUCGAUUUGGUAUUUGUACCCCACAAGUUGGGAAAAACAAGUUUCUUCGCAUACAAAUGAUGAUUUUA
Thamnophis sirtalis is the source of this 606-nucleotide messenger RNA. RefSeq names its product lysozyme C, milk isozyme-like. The record is from RefSeq and is a predicted model, not a curated record. Gene Ontology annotation, molecular function: lysozyme activity. NCBI's taxonomy places the organism in Eukaryota, Metazoa, Chordata, Lepidosauria, Squamata, Natricidae.